UUAAAUGUCAGCUAAGUCAUUCCAACUAAAGCCGGAGCUCCCUACAUAUACUGGAAACUUAGUUGAAGAAAAGCUGAGGAAUCUUAUGAGAAAAUAAGGAUGAAAUUAUCAACAAGACAAAGCUAACACAAAGGCUAGAAUUUGGGCAUACCCAAAUCUCCCAAUAUGUGAGCCAUAGCUCACAAGUCAAGGGGGUUAUUUGGAAUCCCAAUUUGAAUUGUUUUGCUAGCUAUGAUGAGAAAUAACCUCCAUCUGUGGGACCCAGAAAACUCUACCACUGUUUUCUCAGCUAACUUCUUUGAUACAGCAGGUUCUCAUUGUGUGUCUUGAGUUACUUACUCAACCAGGUAUAGGUUAUACAUGGCUGUGACCACUGACUUUAAGCUACUGAUUUACAAUGAAUUGUUAAGAUAUGUCAAACAAAAAGACCAGGAUGGGAACGUAAAGCCGAUUGAGCUCAGAGUCAGACUCGUUAACAACAUUCAUUUCUGGGAGCAUAGAAGUAAACUUAUCACAGCUGGUGUCGGAGGAUGAUUUGUCUUUGACUUCAGAGUCAAGACUAAGUAUGACCCAAAGCAAGCUCUUUUCCUUGACCCUGAUUCGAAGAAUUUAAAAUUUGUGAUUGAAAAUAUGGUGCCGAUCAACAAAGAUCUUUGCUGGUUGAAAGGUCUUAAAGUUAUAGAGAAGGAAGGCAUGCUCUUCUCUUGGUCUCAAGAAUAUACUUGCUUCAACAAACUUGACAAUGGAGAGAUAGUUGGAAAAUAUCAUUCAUUGACAUCAAAAGAGAAUUAUAUCACUGAUUUGAUCAUUUCAGAAGAGUUUAAAUACUUCAUUACAUCUACUGUCUUCGGGCAGAUAUACGUAUGGAAGUUAAAUGUCAGGAGUACAUACAUCAAUUUUGACGAUGUUGAUGAUGCGGUUAAAUUUAAAAAUCUUAAGACAAAGAAGAAGCUAAUCCACUCUUUCUCAGGCCAUGCAAAGAAAGUUACAUCUCUUGCUGCUCAUCCUAACAACACCUCUUUUAUAUCUGCAUCCUUGGAUAACACAGUAAGAGUUUGGUGACUAGAUAAAUUUAUUGAACUCUACUGCUUUGAAGUCAGUGCUGGCUUGACCGACAUUUUUCUCCUCAACGAGAAAUUAUUUGCCUGUGUUUAUUAUGACAAAAUUAAGAUCUUAAAGCUUCAACAUCUAGCCAGUAGUUUUAGUAACCCAAACUCAAUAAUUAAAAAGGUCGGCGCUUGAUAUGAUACUAUUGAAGAUCAGAUUAGAAAUAACCCCUUUGCGAUCUAUGUAGUGAGUAAUGACAACUCAGCGGUUGUUUUUGAUCCCCAAGGAAAGCAGAUUUCUACUAUAUACCCUCCUCCAACUGCUAAAGAGCUAAAGGAGGUAGAAUACUCUAUCAAACUUAGGAAGAUAUUUAUUCUACUUUCUUCAGGAACUAUCUGAGUUUACUCUUUUGAUCAGGAAACAGCCUUACUGGAGAAACUUCAAAGGCCUGAACAUAUUAAGGAUUCUGCAGGUAAAUCUAUCAAUCAGCUGAUCACUACGAUGAACUUUGUCAAUAUAGUUCCUCCAAAAUAUGAUUGCGAGGUUCUUAAAGACCAAGCAAUGAGGGAAAGAGAGGUCUUGAUAGAAGACACUGGAGAGGAGAAUAUGAUAGCUCUAGGGUUUUCCAAAGGCACUUUUGCCUUUGUAUCUGUCCAUGAUACUGAUAAAGUCUAUGCUAGAUUCUCUAUCCAUCGCCAACCAAUCACUCGGAUACAAAAAAUCAACUUUGGAGGUGCAGGAAAGUCAAGAUUUGACAAACCAUUAGAGAUCCACUCUGUGAAAGAAGAGGGGAAAGAAAGUGAUGGGUACUCACAGAGCAACCAGACUUCUGAGUUUACUCCAGAAGUGCUCUUUAUGUCAAUGUGUGCAGAGUUUUCAAUGCAUAUUUGGGGAUUCAAGGAUGGCAAUAUAAUAGUUUAUAAGAGUUUCAAAACACUUAGACAGGUAAACCAGGUCUCUUUCUGCUCUGAUACCAUGCUCAUGUCAUUCCAGUCUAGAGACUGAGAACUCAUGAGUAUGGAUUCUGAUUUAAUGGAGCUAGAGGUAAUUCAUAAAGAAAAGAUUAAUGAGCAUUCUGACGCCAUCACAUGUAUGACAUCAAGUAUCGAAUCUGGCCUAUUCGUGACAGGAGGCAAGGACGGAAAUGUCAAGGUCUGGACUAGUCAAAAAGAGCUAGUCAGAGAGAUCUGUUUUAACGAAGAAAUUGACUCAAUAUGUUUCCUAAACGAUCAGCUUGAUAUCCUUGUAGGACAUGGAUGCAAAGUCUCGAUAAUUCUUGCUUCAGAUUACAAGCCGUUUACAAUAAUCAAAGAGAGUGAAGACAUUUAUGGAGUUGAGGAUGACUCUGAAGACGGUCCUGAAGAAAUCAUUCGCACAACUGUCACUGACAAAACAUUUGAAAAAUUUAAAAUAAAGGAUGAACACAUGAGCCCAGAUGAUGAUUCUGAAGAGUUUAAAAUUAUGAAAAAGAAGAAAUAAAAACUUUGAAGAAGAGAAAUUUGGCGACUCUUUCUAUGACACCAGCGCUAUUGGGGCAAAUAAAAGCUGUAUCCCCAAUGCUGAAGAUUCUGAUGAAGAAUAUAUCACUGAAGAGUUAUUCCAGAAGGCACUUCAAGCAGCACUUGAACAAGAAAAGAAAAAGAAGAAAGGUAAAGGAAAGGGUAAAAAUAUCUCAGGCAAAAAGAAGAAAGGAGCUAAAUUAAAUCGAAGAGGUAGCAAAAUGUCAAAGAAGAAAGACAAACCAUCUGUUUUAGACAAGUAUAAAAAGGGGAAAAAGUCAGGAGAUGUCGAAAAGUUCUCCCUAGUUGACGCUAGUGUCACUAAAUAUAAACCCUUGUGCACUGCAUUACCAUCAUCUUUCCCCCAACCUAUGAAUAUAGCAGAUCGGAUUCGAGAAGCAAAGAAAAUGAAUAUGACUAGAAGAGAUAUGACUGAACAAAAGAUUGUGAAGAAUAUUAUAGCUCAUAACGAUCCUUCUGAUGUGCAAAAUUUCGAAGUUCUGUAUAUCUCUACUAAGAAUGAGCCUUUCUUGCCUGAUUCUUUCAGUCGUAGAGAUGCUGGGGGUCAGUUCCCACCAAACUAGCACUCAUUAAAUAAUUAUACAGGUAUCUCAA
Moneuplotes crassus is the source of this 3161-nucleotide messenger RNA. The record is from the annotation of a GenBank genome assembly. Lineage: Eukaryota; Ciliophora; Spirotrichea; Euplotida; Euplotidae.